UAUUCAAAGAGAAAGAGAGAGGAGGGGGACUACAUGAUCAAAGUGUAAAACUGGAAUGUGGGACUCACUCCUGAACACUUGGUGCUAAAAAAAAUUAUCUACCAACAAGUUUACAAAAUGGGAACUUGCACAAAAAUCCUUUUAGGUAGUAUAUGUGCUGCUUUUCUAGCUGUCAAGUGGACUGCACCCAGUUUUGACGCAGAAUCUCUCAGAGGAGCCAGGAUCUUGGUGACUGGGGCCAGUACGGGUAUUGGUGAACAAAUGGCAUAUCACUAUGCCCGCUUUGGUGCCCAGAUAGUAAUUACAGCAAGGAGGGAGAAAGUGUUACAGCAGGUGGCAGAAAAGUGCCUGAGUUUAGGAGCCCAGAAAGCUCUCUAUGUAGCAGCAGACAUGGCCAGUGAGUCAGACGCCGACAAAGCCGUAGAUUUUGCUCUGGAAAAGCUCGGAGGGUUGGAUUACCUGGUUCUCAACCACAUUGGCCCGAGCCCCUUCAGCAUGUGGGACGGAGAUGUGGAGCACACCAGGUGGCUGAUGAAGGUCAAUUUCUUCAGCUACAUUCAGAUGGCUUGGAAAGCUUUGGCAUCCCUUGAGCAAAGUAAAGGAUCGCUGGUGAUUGUUUCAUCGCUUUUAGGUAAAAUGCCCAGUCCCUUCGUGGCACCGUAUGCAGCAACAAAAUUUGCCUUGAAUGGUUUCUUUGGGGCCCUUCAGCAUGAGCUGGCUAUGAAGAAGAGCAAUGUGUCCCUCUCUAUAUGUACGCUGGGGCUCAUCGAUACUGAAUCAGCUAUGGAGAAAGUCAGGGGAGUCACUAAUGUACCAGCCUACCCUGCAGCAGACGCAGCCUUGAACAUCAUCAUUACAGGAAGUACGAGACAGCUGGAGCUCUUCUACCCUUGGCUCACCCACAUUGUGACUUUGAGCAAAGACUGGUUCCCUUCCAUCACAAACUAUAUCAUCCAGAACUCCUACAACUACAUCCCAUGAAAAACAUCAAUUCGGCAAUUGAUUUAUUCCACUAACCAAAUUUAGCCUCAAUAAAUAAAGUUGUACACCCAGACUUUUCCUGUAUUAUGCUCAUUUUCAGGUUCGGACUCCAGGUUAAAAAAUCCUCACACUGUCUGUCUGAAUAUACCUGUAUUUACCCUCAGUCUAGCGCAUUACAACGGAAUUGACCCCUUCGCUAUUCCCCGUCCCCCCACUGCUACUCCGUCAAGCUGUCAGAGCUACCAUAGAGCCAACACUGUCACUAACUACGCUCCCCGCACAAAUAUCUAGUUAUGUUUUGGGGAAAAACAAAAAAGCGAUUUCAGAGAGAAGCAGACAGAAUUGUCUACACUAUGUGUUUGGAGGAUGUAUCACAAUGUCAAACUGAUUCAGCAGAGAAAACAGGUCAGAGUUACCAUGGAGCCCACACACUUUUUAGAUAAAGAUAGACGCCUACAGAUUACAGUGUAAAAGUGAACCACCACCAUCCCCUGGCGACUGAGACAGAAGACAAUGAAAUUAAGGAACAUCACUGUUGCAAUCAUUACAACGCAAAAGCAGCAUGAGCUGGAUAUGAAGCAGAGCAAUGUGUCCAUCUCUAUAUGUACACUGGGACUCAUUGAUACUGAGGCUCUUGUCAUAUCACGCAUUGACUACUGCAACUCCCUACUAGCAGGCCUCCCUGCAUGCACAUUCAAACCUCUGCAGAUGAUCCAGAACGCAGCAGCGCGACUGGUCUUCAACCAACCCAAAACAGGUUGGGUUGGUUUGCAAUUCAGGUACUAUUGGUUUUCUACUAAGGUUUCAGACAUACUAAUAAAUCUCACAUACUGUUUUAGCGUACUGAAUAGCAUGUUAGUAUAGAAUUUCAGACGCAACGUGGGACAUUAUGUAGAAUGUUUACGUUUAAAACUGUGAAAUGGUUUAUAUGUUGUAUAUUUGUGACAUCACUACUGUACAGAAAUCCUGACGGCUCGUUUAAAGGCCCAAUUUCUGAAUAUGGGCUGUGUGUAUUUCUCCAUGGAUUGAGCGUUUGGAUACUUUCACAGUAUUUAUAUUGCACUUAAACCUACUUACAGUCAAAUGGAUCAGGUUACAAUAGUGUGUCACUAAAAACAAACUGAACCUUGUCCUCUAUUCCUGGUCUUGCUUUUGGGAGAGGUCCAGUUAUAAAAAGUCCACAGUGGA
This is a messenger RNA of Sebastes umbrosus (honeycomb rockfish), 2169 nucleotides long. RefSeq names its product hydroxysteroid (11-beta) dehydrogenase 1-like a (gene hsd11b1la). The record is from RefSeq and is a predicted model, not a curated record. Gene Ontology annotation, cellular component: intracellular membrane-bounded organelle. NCBI's taxonomy places the organism in Eukaryota, Metazoa, Chordata, Actinopteri, Perciformes, Sebastidae. The transcript is spliced from 6 exons. Bases 118 to 981 code for a protein of 287 amino acids. Gene Ontology annotation, molecular function: oxidoreductase activity.